AUGACGCUGCAUUCAACUGGACUUCCCAUCAGCGAUGCCCCCAUCGACCGCGGAGCCAGCUCUGUUUCCCCACCCACAGACACCUACCAACUAUUCCUGGCCCUCUAUCACCGCGGCGAGUUUUCUCUCGGCGAGUACCGACUGCGUCUCGGCUUCUCCGCAUACCACUGGGCGAUCCUGGUAUUAGAUUCCAAGCACGACCGGUACCACGCCUACGACGUGACCGACGGAUCCUCUCCAGACCCGCUGAUCCGACGCGACCUCAACCCGGACUUCCAAUGGACCUACCGUGUCAAGAGCAACGUGCGUCCGGAGUCGUGCGACUCUCUUCUCAUCCGAAUGGCCAUCGGCGAAGUCAGCGAUGGAAUCGGUCCGGAGACUAUCAAGAUCCUCCUUCAGUCUGUUCAGCUGCCGAUUAAGGGUGCUUAUCCGCCCCAGAACUGCGUUAACUGGAUCAGGGCUGUUCUUCACAAGCUUCAUUUCCAUGGUUAUGCGAGAAGAUUGCAGGAUGUUGAGAUGACUAUUGAUCGGGCUCUUGCUUAUGCGGAUCUUCGUUUGUUGGAUCCUGUGAAUUCGGUCACCCUGGUUGAUCACCUUGGGAAUGAAAUCUUGCAGCCUUUUUGCAUGCAAUGA
Messenger RNA from Penicillium vulpinum, 633 nucleotides. RefSeq lists its product as uncharacterized. The record is from RefSeq and is a predicted model, not a curated record. NCBI's taxonomy places the organism in Eukaryota, Fungi, Ascomycota, Eurotiomycetes, Eurotiales, Aspergillaceae. Bases 1 to 633 code for a protein of 210 amino acids. The transcript is spliced from 2 exons.